Trifolium pratense (red clover) is the source of this 1518-nucleotide messenger RNA. RefSeq lists its product as uncharacterized. NCBI's taxonomy places the organism in Eukaryota, Viridiplantae, Streptophyta, Magnoliopsida, Fabales, Fabaceae. The transcript has 7 exons. The record is from RefSeq and is a predicted model, not a curated record. Bases 102 to 1232 code for a protein of 376 amino acids.
AACUAACAAAGAAAUUAUAAUAUAAACUCUAGUAUAUUAAAAAAUAUAUAUAAUAUAAAUACUAAUUUUUGUAGUAAAGUUAGGUUCUUUCAAGGUUUGGAAUGUUUGAUAGAAACAUGGGAGAGUCAUCAACUUGUGUCACUCAACAAUUCUCUUAUGCCUCUGGAUUUUCCAAUGAAUCCAACAAGUUCAAUCCAAUGAAAGCAAUGGAGGAAUCAGUUUCAUUUGGGAGGUUCAUGACAGAAACACUGGAAUGGGAGAAAUGGUCAACAUUUUCUCAUAACCGCUAUGUCGAGGAAGCAGAGAGGAUUUCAAAACCUGGUUCAGUUGCACAGAAGAAAGCUUUCUUUGAAGCUUAUUACAAGCAACUUGCAGCUCAAAAAGCAGCUGCAUUACUUGUAAAAAGUGAUUCACUCAAAAAGCAAGAACAUGAUGAGGCAGAAGUUGUUAACACCAAAGUUGAUGGAGCUGAAAGUGAAAAGGGAAAACAAGAUUUUGAAGGGAAUUCAAUGCAAGAUCAGAUUGAAAGUGUUGACAAUGAUGAUCCUCAUAAGGAUCAUCAAAGUGAAAAGAAAGAUUCCAACAUUGUCUCAGAAAUUUCGCAAUCAAUGGACAAAUCGACAGAUCCUAUUACUUCAGCUAGAGAUAACACUGCAGCACCAAUGAACAAUAACCUUUCAUUGAGAAAGAAGAGCUCGAAUGCUAAGUCACUUCAUAUGUCAGUUAAGUUUGCAGUGAUUAGACAAAUUAAUAAAUUAACUGCAUCAGUAAUGAGGAAAUUCGAAACUGCAAGAAUUAGUUCUGGUUCUUCCAUUGCUUCAAAGGAAAGAGAGACUCCUAUAACAACACCAACUAAGUUGCAGGAAUCUAGGAAUGAGUUGCAUAAGCACCCUUCAUUUUCGCCAUUAACCGAAAAGAAAAGAAACAAUAUGCAAUCACCAAUUAUAUCCUCCUCCUCAUUCAACUUGAAGACAGAAGAAAGCCAGAGUGCUGCAAGUAGAAAUAAGGAGGGAGGACACAAAAAGAAUAGAAAACUAAGACAAUGCUUUUGUUUCAAACCAAAACCACCACCUGAAUUUAACAAUGACAGAGAAGAUUCUAAGAGAGGCACAAAAGAGAACUCACCCAAACUUGGAAGAAAAGUCACUUCUCCUGCAGUACAAAGAAAAGGCUCUUCAUCUGCUGAGAGACUUGCUGCUUAUGAAAAUACACCUCCAAAUAUUCAGGAUUGAAUCAAGAAUGAAAGAAAUUACAAAUUUUUGUUCGAAGAAACUAAUGUACCAAUGGUAUUGUGACCACUUCUUGUUGUCAUAGAUUAUGCUUAAACUCUGACCAAGGUUUUAAAUUGCGGUUGUAGUUUGUUAACAGUCAUAACUAUACAAGGUUUUAGAGUCGGAACAAAGUUUUAUAUUGCGGUUGUAGUUUGGUUACAGUCACAACUAUACAAGGUUUAGAGUCGAAUUAGAAACCUAUAGUGUACAUUUAUUUAUCUUAGCUUCAUGAAAAUGACUUUUGCUA